Pelobates cultripes (western spadefoot toad) is the source of this 24340-nucleotide messenger RNA. The record is from the annotation of a GenBank genome assembly. NCBI's taxonomy places the organism in Eukaryota, Metazoa, Chordata, Amphibia, Anura, Pelobatidae.
UGUGAAAACGGGUGCGUCACGUGCUCUUUGCUUACAAGUUCUUUCGUGUCUGCUCGAUGACAGCCCUGAAGACAUCUAAUCUUUCUGAAGCUAUUUUCUUCUUACAGACAAUUAUAUAAACCGACAGACUCGUUACUCUAAGAAGCUGGGUUUCCUUUGAUAAACUGAGAAUCAUCUAACUGGUAAGUUACUGCUACGUUUACUCUUUAUGUGACAAGAUUUUUGUAACCAUAUGGUAACACACGAUGGUAUUUCAAGGGUAGUCAUAAAUUGAGAUCUUUACCUGGUGUCGAAUUACAUCUCCCAGAGUUAUGGUGAGAGUUGAGGUUUGAUAAUGAUUGGUCUUCCCUAGGUUACUGUAAAUAUCCUAAAGUCUAAAGGACACUAAGUGCUGCCUUCCUGGGUUUACAGAAUAAUUUGCUGUAGUUACCACAGGACAGUGAUUGUUGGUUUUAGCACAAUUUAUAUUUGUGUGAUUUCCCAUGAUGCACAGGAAGAUGAAAGUCUACCAUCAGUGAUGUAGCACAUGGAUAGAAUGUUAGCACUGCAGUAAAAUUUCAUAUACCUACACGUCCUCUUCAGAUCACAUAGAAUUAUCAUUAGUAAUGAACUAUUUCAAUAUGAUUUGUCAUUGGUUGUCUUCAAUUUUUGCCAAUAAGCUUCUUUUCUGUUCUAUAUUUCUGGAAAUUGACAAGGGUAGGGGAUGUUGCCUGUGCUUGCUGUGUUUUGAAUUACAUGGUCAUUAAUAAUUUCAAUACUGGAGAGAAAUAUAGAAUUACUGAAUGUGAACUGCCACAAUGUAACCUAAAACCAGAGCAUUGUGGGGAUUCUACUCACUUUACCUGGCUGGAUAUUAGAUAUUUUAAAGCAAGCCUGGGCUACAGAAUAUUUCAAUGUGUGACUUGUCGUUGGAACCAUUUGUGUCCCUCUAACUCUGCAUAUGUUGGUAAUACAUACUUUGUGUGAGAUAUCCUGGAGCUGUAGGUAGUUUACUGAUGGAGUUUGGGAUUAUUCCUGAAUAGAACGCUAAUGGAAAGACCUGGGUUCUGUCUCAUUCUUUAAAGAUCUCACAACGAUGGAGCUUUAAUUACAUUGUAAUUAAGACGUUAUACAGAGAGAUGAUAGUGAGAAGCCAUUAAUGCGUUAUUCUAACACAGAAUUUAUCCUUCUAGAAGAUAAAUCAGUAUGAAACAUUUCUCGUCUGGUACUCCCCUUCCCAGAAUACUGCUGUCGCUGCUCAUUUUAUACGGACUGUCUGGAGCUGUCCUGGGUAAGUCUAUUUUAUACAGAAAUAAAAAGCUGUGAAUGUAUUUAUCUGCUGGUUAGUAAACAGGCAAAUCCUGUUAUGAUCCUUACUUUCACCAUAACCACUAAAUAACUAAGUGAAUGCACUUAGGACGUAUGAUAAGUCAUGUCUCUGACAUCUUCAAAACUAUCAUAAAAGCAUUAACAGGAAAAGGAUUAUUCACUAAAUCUGAAUUCUAGUGCAUUAGAAAGCUGAAUUACAAAGUUUAUGCAAAAUUCUCAAAUGUAGCUCUAGCUAGUCGUGUUUGGCUAAUUUAUUAUAGGAUGAUGGGAGAUGUAGUUUUCUAUGGACUAUAUAGCCACAUUCACCCAGAUAUUGAGUAAUUGUUUUAUCAUAAUAUACAGUGUAUUCCCUCUACGCUAAGAAUCCAUCAGAAUGGUUUACAUCAAAAUAGAUGUUUUUUUCUAUCUGUCUCAAAAACUAUUCCUAUGAAUAAGUUAUUCUAUUAUACAGUAAGGAAAUGCAGAUCAACAGUGUGCUUUUGUUUUAAUGACGAUGGAUUUUAACAUUUUAGGUAACAAUAGACAAUUUGGUACUUUCCCAGUUUUGAUAGUUUGACCUUUGUUAUUUUUUUUUUAUAAUUUCCCAGUUUAAAGAAUACGCUUGUUUUUGUCCCCUUUGCAUAAACUGUAUCAGGUCUCUUAGUGUCUAUCUUAUCUGUGUCUUGACUUCCUCCUAGAAUAAACAGUGUGUGUCAGGCUGGCUGGCUGAUUGUCCUUAUAAACACUUCCUUUUGUGGGGAAAUGUAUCAGCUAAAAGAAAAGGGAUUCUGUCAGAGUGAAGAAUAAUAAAAUCUGGGAAACUUUAAAGCCGAUUGCUUUGACAAUAGAAUUCAUUUCUGGGAUGGCACAAACUGUGAUAGCAGCCAGCAGCCAACUGAUAUUAAACAUUUGUUCUAACAGAGCUGAUCUGUUUGGCUUCAUGUUGUAGAAUGCUAAUACACAGAUACACUGUAACAAAUACAAUAUGUAACAGAUAUAGAGAGAGCCGUGAUCCGCAGUAUUGGCACCCCGAGAAAUGACCCAGCUUUCUCCUGUCCUGGUAGGAGCUGAGAAGUAAAUAUAGGAUCCCGUCUGUGGUGGAGAAGGAGCAGAGAUUCCUACUUCUUCCAUUUCAAUGCAGCCCAGGGUGGGAGAACCAGGGACAAAAAGUGCCAUCCCAAAGAAGCACGGGCCCCAAAGGCAUGCCAGGACAGCCCACGCAGAGAGUAUUGUUGAAUAGAUAUGAAUAGGUAAAAUGCCCCUAGUUAUAUUAGCAUAAACAUGGGUAAAGGAUUGACCUGGGGAUGUAUGAGUUUGUCAUCACAGGUCUAUCCACAGUGUGGCAACGAUGACUGACAAUCAUAUAGAAAACAAGAAUUGGGACACACCUAGAACAUGCAUUUCUUAAUAGCAGUGCUGCUCUAAGCACCUCAGUUCAUACCUCAAUUCACACGAAAUGCACAUUAAGGGAACAUCACACAAAAACUAUAGAAUCAAAUCUUGCUAAUUACUCAAAGUCACCUUUCUUGCAAAAAUAACAGGAGAGACGUAUUAAAUAGAUUUAUCAAAAUGUGGUGUUCUGUAAAGCGAUGCAAAGUUGUAAAGGUGGGGUAAGCAUUAAUGGAAAGCACUGUAUCCUGAACCAUAUGAAUUGCCUGUCGAAGCUUUAUCUGCAAUGAUAAAUAUUUGGAUAAGAGGGCCAGUGUGUAUAUUUAUGUGUGUGUGUGUGUGUGUGUGUGUGUGUGUAUAUAUAUAUAUAUGUAUGUAUAUAUAUAUAUAUAUAUAUAUAUAUAUAUAUACACACACACUAAAACAUACAUACAUACACUGCUGUUUGUGUGAGGGUGCUGUUAGUGUGGUGUGUGUGAGAGUGCUGUGUGUGUGUGUGAGGGUGCUGUGUGUGUGAGAGAGUGCUGAUAGUGUGCUGUGAGGAUGCUGUGUGUGUGUGAUAGUGCUGGUAGUGUGCUGUGUGUGUGUGAGGAUGCUGUGUGUGUGUGCAUGAGGGUGCUGUGUGUGUGUGAGGGUGCAGUGUGUGAGGGUGUGAGGGUGCUGUUAGUGUGCUGUGUGUGAGGGUGCUGUGUGUGUGUGAGGGUGCUGUGUGUGUGAGAGAGUGCUGGUAGUGUGCUGUGUGUGUGUGAGGGUGCUUGUGUGAGGGUGCUGUGUGUGUGUGCGCGCGAGGGUGCUGUGUGUAUGUGAGGGUGCAGUGUGUGUGUGUGAGGGUGCAGUGUGUGUGAUUGUGCUCUGUGUGUGUGAGGGUGCUGUGUGUGUGAGGGUGCUGUUAGUGUGCUGUGUGUGUGUAAGAGAGAGGGUGCUGUUAGUGUGCUGUGUGUGUGUAAGAGAGAGGGUGCUGUUAGUGUACUGUGUGCUGUGUGUGAGGGUGCUGUUAGUGUGAGGGUGCUGUUAGUGUGCUGUGUGUGUGAGGGUGCUGUGUGCUUGUUUGGAAUGAUUGUGUGUGAAGGUGGGGAGGGAACAGAUUAGGAAAUAUCCCACCUACCUUGCUGCCAUCCCUGGUGGUCCUAUUCUGCAGGGCUAGAGUUCACUCUCUCGAGAUCUGAGCGUUGCCAUGGCAACACUCCAAUCUCGCAAGAAGAACCCGGCAGAGCUGCUGGCUAGAGCUCCCCAGGUCCUCUCCUGCCUGCAGGUCGGUGAGGGAGAUCUUUGAUCUCCCCACCGGCCCAUGGAGGCACAAAGCAGGGCCAGCGCUCGGAUAGCGCCGGCUCUGCAUGGAUCGACCUGGGAGAUCCUGUGAUCUUCCCUGCCGGCCUCGAUCCAUGCGCGGGCUGCGGGGAUUAGGGUGUGCCCAGGCACACCCGGCACACCCAGUGCGCACGCCUUAAGUAAUGUAUCUUGGCCGGCUUUUAAGCCCUGCUCAAUUCCCUGACGAGGAUCAUUAACUGUUUUGCUUAAAAACAUGACCAAAAUGGGGUCAAACUCUGGUGAGACUGCAACCUUGUCAGAAAUAGUGGGUAAGGGGUACUCAGCUAGUUUCUAAUCUCUUUUCAAGUGGCUUGUAUAGCCAUAACCUGCAGAAUUGUGCAAUGUGUCCGGGUGGUGUACAUGCAGCCAAGUGAGUGUGCCUGAUUAGUCUAGGGUCAAACAAAGGUUGACAUUGGAAAUCCAAGUCAGAGUAUUGAUCCUGUUCAGAAUUGGUAGUGAAAAAGUGAAAACCUGGGAAGGCUUAAUAACUUUCUCCUUGAUGUAUUGUGAAUAAAUAUUGUCCUGUUUAUUAAAAGGAAGCUUGUCAUAAGAAUAUCCAGUACGAUACUCGUCCAUGAUCUGUAGAUUGUGAGUAGAAGCAAUGCCCUCUAAAGAAUCUAAAUCCUAAAGAUGAUAAGGAGGCAUGUCUCUGUAUAUAUUGUCAAUAAAGUAAGUUCUGCGGCCACCCGCACAUCAUGACGUAUGACGUCGCGCCCAGCAUCAUUCACACAUGGUCACCAGACAAGAUGCACGGACCGGAAAAUUUAAAAGAUGAAAGACCAGGAAAAAAGAUAGAUGCUCCUGAGGAAGUCUGAUCGACGAAACGCAUAGAGCCCCGUCAAGGAAACCCUGAUAUUUGGUAUAAAAGCAGCGUGUAAAGUACCUUCACUUAAAUUACUUAGCUUUGGGACGGAUACGGACUGUGUUUUUAAGGUAGACUCUACAGGAAUUGGUAACCGACUGGAUGUGAGGCUCAAAAGUCAGAAUCAAAUAUAACGCCAAGAGAGCGCUUGGAAGGAUAGGUUGCUCUUGGAAGACAGUCAGGACUUUGGGAAUAGAUUCUGCAAUAUAAGAGAACAGCCAGUAGCAGUUGGGUAUCACCUAAAACAAAUCUAUGCGGGAAUCACCCACAGUAAUAAUACGAUGUGGGGAUCAGCCACAAAGCAGUUAAUAAUAUUAAUAUUAAGUCCAGAUACAAUAUAAUAUUAAUAGAGAUAAGAUUGGGGGUCACACACAAUGCAGAGUCAAGCAGUUAAAUAAUUAAUGCAGACAAAAGUGGGGUUAACCACAGCAUAUGUAAGACUGGCAAGGUGGGAGUCAUCUUCAAUCAAAUAUAUGACGUGGAGGCCACCCAUGGUAGCCAUAGUAGAUGCAAUACUGAAAAAGUGGGGGUUAACCACACUAAGAAGAAAACUGAACUAAGUAUUAUUAUUAUUAUUUAUAUAGUGCCAGCAUAUUCCAUAGCACUUUACAAUAUUAUCAAAGGGGGAGAUUUAACAAUAAAUGAGACAAUUACAAAAAUUUACAGGAACAAUAUGUUGAAGAGGGCCCUGCUCCAACAAGCUUACAAUCUAAAACACAACAGGAAAGGAGGUAGCAAUCAAACUAGGUGGCGUGAAGCAGAGCUGGAGGAGAAAAUAGAGUGCUGCCCUUUUGGAGAGAGCAAGGGACACGUACGUGAGGUAGAGAUUACUCUGGGAGGCCAUAGGCUUUCCUGAAGAGAUGGGUUUUGAGGAACUUUUUAAAUGAUUGAAGAUAAGGGGAGAGCUUGAUGGUCGUAGGCAGGCUAUUACAAAGGAAAGGAGCCACCCGCGAGAAGUCCUACAAGCAUGAGUUGGCUGUAUGGGUGCGAGCAGCGGACAGGAGAAGGUCAAGGGCAGAGCGGAGAGACCGAGAAGGUCAAGGGCAGAGCGGAGGAACCGAGAAGGACCCCUUGACCUUCUCCUGUCCGCUGCUCGCACCCAUACAGCCAACUCACGCUUCUCGGUCUCUCCGCUCUGCCGCUGCAGAUCAGUGAAGAGAAUAGGAGGGGCUAGAAUUGGUCAGUGCUUUAUAGGUGUGGAUUAGUACCUUGAAUUGACUCCUAUAGGAUACAUUAAGCCAAUGUAAGGACUGACAGAGAGGAGAGGUGUGAGAGGAGUGACAGGAGAGGAAAAUGAGUCUAGUAGCGGGGCAAUACAACUUGUGGGAAGACCUAUUAGGAGAGAGUUACAAUAAUCCAUGCGAGAGAUUACUAGAUCAUGGACAAGCUCCUAAGUAGCAUCUGGAAGCAAGGUGGAAUCUACAGGAUUUGGUAACAGAUUGGAUGUGAGGCUCAAAUGUGAGGCCAGAAUCAAAUAUAACACCAAGACAGUGUGAUGGAAGGAUGGGCUGAUGUGGGUACCACCACAUAUUUUUUUAGAUGGGUACUACAGUAGCAUGUUUAAGAACAGCUGGGACAACACCAGAAGAAAGAGAACAGUUGAAGAUGUGUGUUAAGGAAGGCACAUGACAAGAGGAGAGAAAUCUGAUAAUGUGAGAUGGGACAGGAUCAAGCGGGCAAGUGGUAGGGCGAGAGGAAAGGAGAAGUGCAGCCACUUCUUGUUCAGUAGCCAGGGAGAAAGUCUGAAGGGUAGGAAAGGCAUGAUCCAGGUGUGGUUGAGAAAGAGCGGGGCAAGGCGGUGAGAAUUCUUUCCUUAGCUGUUCAAUCUUGUCGUUAAAGUACCAUACAAAGCUAUCAGCUGUAAGGUUAGUUUGGGGGAUGGCCACAGCAGGGCAAAGAAGGGAGUUAAAGGUAUUAAAAAGAUGCUUUGGAUUGCUAGAGCAUGAGCUAAUGAUAGAAGAAAAGUAUGACUGUUUGGCAAGGGCUGUGCUGUAUGAACGCAACUUGAAUUUGUAGUGGAGGAAAUCAGACUGGGUGUGUGACUUCCUCCUGCAGCGUUCAGUUAAAUGGGAGCAUCUCUGCAGGUAGCAUGUCGAUUUAAUGUGCCAUGGUUGGGUGUGUGUUCUCCUUUGGAGCGGGGCUGCAGCGUCCAGGGCAGAGGUGAGGGUAGUGUUAUAUGAGGAUAGAGCCAGUGAGGGACAGGAGAAAGUAGGCAUUGAUAGAAGUUGGAAAUCAAUAUUAGCUGAUAGCUGUUGGAGGUCAAUAUAAUUCAGAUUUCUUCUAAGUUGAGGGGGGUUAGGUUGAGGAUGAAGGGGUAGUGGGCUAUUGAGAGCAAAUGACCUGAGAGAGGAAAUGGAGUGUUGCAGAGAUUAGAGAUUGUACAAUAAUGAGAGAAAAUAAGAUCAAGGGUAUUGCCAGCUACAUGGGUGAGGGGCUUAGCCCAAUUUGAUAGUCCAAGGGAGGAGGUCAUUGAAAGUAGUUUUGAGGCUACUGAGGACAAGGGUGGGUUAUUAGGGGUGGAAUAUUAGAGGAGAGGAAGUAGGGUUGCAAAGCAGCUAAGUGGUUAAGGAAGAGGAGGGGGGAACCAUGGGGAUGAUAGAUAACGGCAAUGUUAGCAGAGAAGGGUUUGAAAAGGCGAAUUGAAUGGAAUUCAAAUGAGGAGAAAGGGAGUAAAAGGGGGACAACCCUGUAUGGGGUACUAGAGGGACAAGGCCAAAUUGUUAUAUUAUGUUUGGAAGAGAAAAGAGGGAUAUCUAGUAUAGGAUUCACACUGGCAAAAACCAAAGUACAGGGAUAUAAAGCUUUACUUCCCCUGUUAGCAGAAAAAUAUUGUCGAUUGACAGGGUGUGAGGGAGCAAAAAACGGUGGGAACCUCACAAACCUCCACCUAUUACCACUGCCUGCGCUUCUCGAGGGCAAAGACAUCGAGUAAGUGGAACAGAAGAGGAAGGCCCAGAAAACAAGUUGUGUAGCCCUCCGAAUUUAGUGAGGGUAAGUGCAAAAUGGUCGCAGCCACCCAGAAUAAAUGGAGGCCAAACAGAAGCACGGACAAUGUGGAAAUACCACAAGGACCAUGAUCAUAAAAGGGUAUAAAGCAAAUCCCCACUGGCCAACAGAAGGACAGACCAGUGUGAAAACCGAAUGAGGCAAAAGGAGAAACUAUUGAAAUAAUAAAUCAACAGCAAAAACAAGCAAUAUUAAAUGCAAAGACAAAAUCUUAAAGGUAACGUUAUAAAAUAACUCUUAAAUUAACUGAAAUGAAAAAUACCUGAAGGCAAUGUAAUUAGAAUAGACUCACCUGGACAGCAAGCAGCAAAGAAAGAGGAAGUGGGAGGAGUCUCAGAGCUCUAUAUUAUUGAUAUGUGUGUUCCGAUUGGUUGAUUGCUGUUGGGAGGUUUACAGUAAAGGCCAUAAAAUUUGAAUUGAAAUGAUUGUGGUUUUCUAUAACAAUGUUUAAUGAUAUCCUACAGGCGGUGAUGUUUGCUAUGACCCACUAGGCUGUUUCUCCGAUGAAGAUCCAUAUGCCAAGACACUACAGAGACCCAAAGCAGCUUUACCCUGGACACCUAAAGAGAUUGGCACACGCUUCCUCCUGUACACACAACAGAAUCCCAGAAGGCAUCAGGUAUGUUAUUGCUUUAGUGUAACACUCUAUAUACAAUAUAUGUGCUUUCUCUUAUUUCAUGGAGAGAUCUGAUGUACUGUUAUUUACUUUUUUCCUAGGUGAUCAGCGCCUACAAUGUCACCAGCAUUGAAAAGUCCAAUUUCAAGACGACCAGAAAGACUUGUAUAAUUAUCCAUGGGAUGGGAGACAAAGCAGAGAAUAGCUGGGUGUCCAACAUGUGCACGGUAAAGCCUAAUGUUCCCCUAUAUUUGAUGUACUUUGUUUGGCAUGAAAAAGCUUUACUUUUAGGUUCCAACUGAGCACCAGUUGUGGUUAGUGGUUUUGGAUGAAUUAGUUUGCACAAUUCAAAUGAUUUCACAAUAACCAUUGUAUUAAAAUUUCAGGAGCACCAAGAUGGCUGCCGACCAUGUGUUUCAAAGAGCCAUGUGUCCUGGCAAUAGAUAUCGCCUAUUUACACUAAAAAUAGACACCAACAAAACUUCUGAAGCCCACGUAUAUUUGCAAGCACUCAAAACCAACCAUUUAAUUUUGUACAGCUAUAAUUAUCAGCUGCUUCCGGUAGUUUGGCAGAUAUAUAUCCUAACAGUUAACCCCUAAAUGACAAUAACUCAAAAUACAGCAAAAGAUAAUGUUUAAUAAAAAGAUGUUAAAGAAAACAUAACAAAUAUUAAUAAACAUAUUUUAGCUAAACACUUGUAUUAUUCACAAGACAAUUAUCUUUUGCAGUACUAAACAUAUAUAUUAAACAUGAUUGCAGGUAAAACAUAUCAAAGGUCCUAGCAAUUUAAUCUAAUCCCAAGUAUACAAACUAUAAAGAAAUUAGAGUUUUAUACUUAACAUCCCAGGAUUUUACAUGAAAUAGAGAUAACUGUUUCUGCUGCUCCGGUAGAUCAAACGUUGUGUCCCAGGAUAAAAAUAAAUAGAGGCCCAGAGUACACACUAGCAGCCUUGAAAUAAGUAGGGAUGCCUGUGCCCCGGUACUGCUACAUUGCUGCUAUCCCCAAAGCACCCCGAAAAAAAACAACCGUCAAAACCUCCACAGAACAGCUUACACAAUAACUAUAGUAACACGUCCCUCCAUCCAGCCUAUACCCUGCCCAUCAACCUGCUUCCCGACUCUGAACUGGUUAAACUGGUUAGUUACAACCAUGCUCCGUUCAACUAUGGAAAGAAAAGUAUGAACUAAUGUCAGUGCUGCUAACAUUAAUGCAGGGAAUGACUCUUAAAUAGUGAAACUUAAAGGCUAAUUACUUAGGGCAUCAUGGAUGUAAAAUAUUUCAUUAGAUGUUUUUUCAUGUUCACAACAGCAUUUCAUGUGGAUUUCAAGUAAUUGAUUCAUUUCAUGAACAGACAGCUAACACAAUGAUUAUAUCUCAUUACCUAUAAUGCUUGAUUGUAGUCCACCACUGCUUUCCUUCAUAUUUAUCAGGGGUGCACAAACCCCCAUUUAUGACUCUUGUAUGUCCCUCCUACAGAACUGUACCAGAGCCUAAAUAGUGAACAAACAAAGUGGCUCUGUAAGUUGAAUUAUUAGACUGCAAUGUGUUUUCUUAAAAAAAUAUAAAUACAUGGUCCUAAGAAGGUAACGGUAUAUAUUUAUUAUAUAUGGAUGUCAAUAGAUCCUGUAGCGCUUUACAAUAUUACAAGAUAUAGCAGACCAUGGGUACCCCAACUGGUUACCUCCUCUAAUUUCCUCCAAUUCAUGAACCAUUUAAAGUACAAAGGAGAACCAUUCCCCAGUAACCGAACGAUACACAGUCCUGAAAGUACAAAAUGUUUUAUUGGCUUUUAUCCAUAACCCUGUGCAAGGGGUGUAUCACACAAAACGUACAAGUUCACCUCCCUGGAUCCUCCUCCUCCCUGGGCCCCUAGCGCGGGAAGGGACUCUGUUCCCUUUGUCCCCAAAGCCCGCCACUAAAAGAACAGGGUUUCCCAACCUAGCCGCCAGGGCAUCCCCUUCCCAGGAGCAUAUGUGCCUGGGAGUCCAGGUGUGGGAAAAAGGGACCGUCCCUUUGUAUCUCAGGCACAAAAAAACCCGCCCAUGGGGAACAAGCUGGCUUCUUUGUCCCUGCAGGCACCGAAAAGCCUGCCAAACUUGCCAGUGCCCCAAAUGUGCCUACACCAAUCUCAGGGACCCUCACAGCAGUACCUUCUUUGACCAGUCUCCGCUCGCGAGGUCCCUGUGUGAAACCCUGCAAGGGAAGCUGUCUCCUGGCAGGGUAGGAAUGCUAACCUAGUGGCGUUUGUCUGUACGAACGGCAGCCACCCAGGGAAGUACUCAAUUGUUUCCCUUGCAGUUUGCGGUUUUGACACUUAUGUUGAGAGGUGUGAACAUUCUAACCUAACAUUCUAACUGAGUUAUUGGGGUGGUCCCCAUUCAGGAGGUGAAUUAAUUCCCUUUGUGGAAGCACAUGACAGUUAUAUUCAUCAUUGGUGUUAAGAGGGUUAAUAAAGAUAAACAAAAAAACUCAUUAACAGCUGGACAAAGAACUUAUAAUUAUGAGUCAAAGGUUCCUUUAAUUUAUGAUUGACAUCUUCCCUCUUUUCAUUCUGUAAAAUAAUCAAUUGUUUUUUUUCAUUAGGAAAUUCUUGGGGUAGAUGAUAUUAAUUGCAUUGGGGCUGACUGGCGGAAAGGCUCAGGAAAUAUUCAAAUUUAUAUUCAAGCUGCAAAUAAUGCACGUGUAGUAGGGGCUGAGGUGGCGUACCUGCUGCAAAUUAUUCAGGUGAGAAAUCUUUCAAAAACAGCCAUGCGCAAGAAUAAUAAAAGCAUUAAAAUAGAUAAUGUUAGACUUAUCUCUAGUCUGUAUGUCUGUCUGUCUGCCUAACUGUCUUUUUCAAAAAAUGAGGAAAAAGCUAGGAUACAGGUAUUUAUGAAAAACAUUUAAAUGGGUGUUUCAAACGUCCAUAUGAUAUUUAUUGGAAUUUCAUCACAAAGUAGUGUUAAUGACACACCAUAGUCACUGGAAACAUUACAGAUUAAAGCGGUAGCUGUGGGCCAGCAGUAUAAAAGCUCCUUUUUUGAGAAAGGGCAGUGUUUACACUGCUGCCCAUGACCACCUCUAGUUGCUCCAAAAAAUAGGUGGUGUGACACUCUAGGCAACAGUGGGUCUCAGAUCGCUAGCUCUCCAACAAUAGCUCCAUGAAAUAGGAAUUUGCAGCCCCCGUCAGUAGAAUAAGAAUACAAUUCACUGUUUAUUUGUGCUCACAGGAUGCAACAAAAAAAAAACUAAAUUCUGGCCUGUAUGGCCUUAGUCAUGUAAGGCCAUACAGGCCGAAACAACAUGUUUUUUUUGUUUUGUUUUUUUGUAUCCCGCCAGCCAGGAGCGUAUUAGCCGCGAGGCAAACAAGGCAUUUGCCUUGGGUGGCAUUUUUCAGGGGGCGGCAAAAAACGCCGCCCCCAAAUGCCCAGGGCAAAUGCCUAGUUAGCCUUGCGGCUAACUGACAUCGCAAGCGGGCGGGCGGCGCUGGCAGGCGGGCGGCUGGCGAGGGAGCUCUUCCUAUGACGUUAUCAACCCGGCUCCCAGCCUCACUCUGCAGCCGGCGCGCGAGGGAGCUGAGCAGAGAGCUCAUAGGAAGAGCUCCCUCGCCAGCCGCCCGCCCUGCAGCCACUGGACCACCGGACCACCAGGGAGAGAGACCCCCCCCCCCAGCACUCCGAAAGGUAAGGAGGUUGGGGGGGGAUUUAAAUAAAAAAAAAGUUAAUGUGUGUGUGUGUGUAUCUGACUGUGUCUGACUGUGUGUGUGUAUGUGUCUGACUGUGUGUGUGUGUAUUUAGAAGGUGGGGCAGGGGGAAGGGUUGGGUGGGGGUGGCGCGGGGGGAGGGGGGCGCCUGAGUUUUGUCCUGCCUAGGGCAGCACAAAACCAAGAUACAUCACUGCCGCCAGCACCAAUAAACGUAAUUAUUGAGCAGCCACACUGUGAAGCCUGUGGGUUGUAUUCCGAUUCCACCUUCAGCAGCUGUCACUCUCACAGUUAUUAGAGGGCUGAUUACCACAAUGCAGUAAUGUGCAGCACACUGCACUAGCCUCCAAAUUCUUCCAUAUGGAGAAGCAUUGGAUUGGCCAAGAUCAUCAGCAUUGGUGAAGUCGGCAAGGGAGAUGAGAUGGUCACACUGAAAGCAUAGCAGUGAGGGCUAAAAAGUAGGUAAAAAGCUUCUUUAUUGCAUGUAGGGGGCUGGGCAGCUAAAUAGCCAACAGAACACUAUGGCAUUAGGAAUGCAUGUUUGUAUCUCUAACACUAUAGUGUUCUUUUAACAAUAAGGUAUUUUUGCAAGACAAAAUGUAUUAUUAGUAGAAUUUAUAGUUAUACAUAAUUCCACAUUUGAUUGGGAAGGAAACAUUUAGUUUUUAUUUAACCUAUAGUAUUGCUUACAUCAUUAUUUCAUUUCUAAGUUGGAUAUGGUUUUAAAAGAAGGUGUGUACUAAUGUGUGAGGAUAUUUAUGGGGUGCUAAAUAUUAAAAUAAUAUUUCCAUAAAAAUUAUCAAAAAUGUAUUUAAUAAUUUGUAUUAUAUCAAAACUAUAUAUAUUGGCACUGUUCCCCUUGAUUAAUUUAAAGAGCUACCCAUUAUUUUUAACUCUUAUAGCACGUUGUAUUAGAGAAUUUGUAUUUCACACAUUAAUCACAAACUAAUUAUAAAAAAUAUAAAUGUAUUGUGACAAUAAUUAAUAAUAAUAAUAAUGAUGUAACAUGCGUGACAAUAAUCAGUGGAUAUUUAGGUAUAACAUAAGUAUAUAAUAUGGCAGUCUAACACAGUUUCCAAUAGUUCAGUAGCAACAUUUAUAUCCAUCUAAAUUCCAUUUCAACAAGAUUGACGACAGGACACUUUCUUUGAAAUCAGCUAUGAACUUCCUUAACACAGAACACGGCAUGUCACAGCACAACGUAAGGCAAUAAAAAGAACUUUGGCUGACAGUUUUAAACACACUGAGUUAACUCACUCACUGCUGACUACAAUUCUCACAGGAAAAAUACCUUUCAUAUUGCGAUGACAAAUACAAUAAUUCUCAUACCAGAUCAGUUAACCAUUCCUUCUCAUCCAAUAACCAAUAAGAAUAAUUUUAACCAUAUUUAACGUUUGCAGAAUUUUAACUUUCCUAAUUAAAGAUUAUUAUCCCUAAUUUCUGAUAAGUAAUAUCUCUGGUAGAGUUGAGCGAACCCGAACUGUAAAGUUUGGGUUCGUACCGAACAUUAGGUUUUUUGGACCGUGAACCCGAACAUGGACAUAUCACUGUAUGUUUGGGUUGGAGUUCGGGGUUCGGCGAUUUAAUGGCGCGUUUUCAAAGGCUGCAGGGCAGCCAAUCAACAAGCGUUUGACUCUUGUGCCCUUAGAAGCCAUCACAGCCAUGCCUACUAAUGGCAUGGCUGUGAUUGGCCAGUGCAGCAUGUGACCCAGCCUCUAUAUCUAAGCUGGAGUAGUGUAGCGCCGAACGCACAUGCGGUCUUAUUAGUGUAGGGAGAGGAUGCUGCAGCUGACAGGAACAGAUUAGGAAAGAAUUCUGCAAACUAGUACAUUAGUGGGGUGCGCUUCAUAUCUGAGAGUCAAAUAGAAUCUUCAAAUACCGCAGUUACAUCAGAGUUUUAAAAAGUAAUUUUUUUUUGGUGCUAAAUAGUACAUUAGUGGGGUAGUACAUUAGUGGGGUGCACUUCAUAUCUGAGAGUCAAAUAGAAUCGUCAAAUACUGCUGUCACAUUGCAGUUUUAAAACUUAAAGGACCACUAUAGUGCCAGGAAAACAUACUCAUUUUCCUGGCACUAUAGUGCCCUGAGGGUGCCCCCUAUCCUUGAAUAUUCAAAAUUAUUAACAUAGGUACUAUUUAUGUAUGAUUAAAUAUAAUACUAGUAAGUUUAUAUGGAUAUAUAUGUAUUUAUAUUUACAUGUGUGUCUGGGCUGUUGCUUUUUCUUUUCAACCCCCCUUCUUGUAGAGAAUCUUAAUUUUGGCUUUAUGUAUUCUGUUACAAAAUGGAGUCACCUCCGUCUUAAUGGUGACUUAUAGUAUACGUUUUUAAUUUCUAUCUUAACACAAAAUGUCUGCCAGUUGAGAUACCCUGACAAAUUUUUUAAAAUUGAUAAAAAUUAAAUGUGCGUUACUGCUCUCCUUAUUACCUGAUAAAGGUAUUUCUCUCCGGGGCAAUUAGAUAUUGUUUUAGGGAACAAUGAGCUUGAUUUAAUAAACUUUCCAAAUGAUUAACUCCUUCGUGACCUUGGACGUAUCAGGUACGUCUGACAAAAAAUUAUCCUUAAGGACGGUGGACGUACCUAAUACAUCCACGGGGAAUAAGAGCGCUGCAAGCGAUCCUGAUCGCUUCCAGCAGCUCUAAUGGUAUUGAGCUUAUAGAUUUAUGUGACUGGGCCAGAUCGUGGGCCCGAAUAAAUAAAAGGAAACAUACCAGAUACUAUUGAUUAGCAGUGAAAAUAUGACAGAGGCAGAUGAUGGGUUUGUAGUGCUUGUAAAGCAACUGUCUGUUUGACCAAGGCACCUAAGGAAAGCGUAAUGUUAAUGCCCACUAACAUAAAACUUGCAAUAGUAAAACUUUAAACCAAAUUACCAACCUAAUAAGGCCAAAUAUUUGACAAAGUUGUCACAAUUCAAGUUGUCACAAAAUCAUAAGCUUAAUUUCCUGAAACGAAACCUGUGGGAACAACAUUAUGACAAAUGUCAGCUAAAAGAUAAUUAAUAAAACAGCCUAAUCCAUUAUAUAUGAAAUAACCACAAUUAAUAUCCAUUUACUGUAACUGUAAUAUCCUUUUUUAACCAAUAGGGGCAUCUGACUUUUAUAACCAGGCCAAUUGGCUGACUUUGUGAACAAACCUCAUAACUAGCAAUAAACUGCCGAACGGGGAGGAAUCCCCUCUAUAGAAUAAAUGUUUAAAACCUAAUCGUACGCAUGUUUGCCAAUUGAUACGAAUUCGUAUGAAAAUGGUGCCUUAAUGAAACAUACGAACACACUGUGUUCUGAACAAAAAGAAUGGCUGCGUCCGUGCGUUUGAAAUACGAAAACAAAUCUAAAUCAAUGCUGAUUCUAAAACAAACGAAACCGUGCCGAACACGCCUGCAAACAAAUGUAAUGCCAAUCAAAAGAAUGUACGAAAAAAUGUGGAUGAACCCCUACCGCAAUGACCUGUAACGGUUGCGACCGUUGCAUUACGGUAAGGGUGUUGACUUACGGUUAGAACCACUAGCCGUGCCAAGAACAGACUGCGAGGAAGCCAGAAGGCCAUGGGUUUACAACUGUUUGGUAAGCGGUCAGGUAAGCUUAGAACAGGAACCAGAAACCAGGACCUCGAGGGAAAGCAGGUAAGAAAAACAAGAUGGCGAUUUGACCGGAAGUAAUCCUCUCAAACUCGCCAGACCAACAACGGUAAGGUGGGAGAGGACUGGCAGCGCCUUUAAAAGGGAUUCAAGCCCCUCCCACAACUACAGGUCAAGGCCUUAAGUAUAUAUAUACACACACACACACAUAUACACAUGUAUUAUAUGUAUAUGUGUGUGUAUAUAUAUAUAUAUAUAUAUAUAUAUUCACACAGAUGGAUUAUAUGUGUGUGCAUAUGUAUUGUGUGUGUGUGUGGGGGGGGGGUGUGCAUAUAUAUGUUUGUCUGUGUGUGUGUGUAUAUAUAUAUAUAUAUAUAUAUAUAUUCAUACAGAUGGAUUAUAUGUGUGUGCAUAUGUAUUGUGUGUGGGGGGGGGGGUGUGUGUGCAUAUAUAUGUUUGUCUGUGUGUGUGUAUAUAUAUAUACACACACAGAAAAAUAGAUUUGCACUUCAACUUACUGGUGUCGUUGCCCGGUGCUUGUCAGCAAAAAAUGUACAGAUAGCGUAAAGAAAGCACUUUACAUAUUGGGAGUCCUGAGAGUGCUACCUUUACGCUAUCUGUAUGUGUGUGUAUAUAUAUAUAUAUAUUUACACACACACACACACAUAAUAUAUAUAAUAUAAAUUGGAAAAAAAAAACACUUAUAAAAACGCUAAAUUUGGCCAGCGUUUGUGACUAAGUGGCAACUACAAAAGACUGCAAAUACCCCAUUUGGAAUACCCUGGGUUAUCUACAUUUGAAAAUGGUAUGCCAUGAUGGGGUUACUUCACAUUCCUGGGCUACCAUAUGGUCUCAAAAGGCAACACAGACCCAGCAAACCAAUCUGGCAAACUGAACUGGGCAAGCCCUAUGUUGACCCUAUAACUUUCCAAAACACAAUAAAACCUGUACAUGGGGGAUAUCGUUAUACUCGGGAGACUUCGCUGAACACAAAUAUGAGUGUUAUAAAUCAGUAAAACAUAUUCCGACUAUGAAAUCACCAGUAAAAGUGCAGUUUUUGUGUAAAAAAACAAAUCUAAAUGCUAACUUUUGCCAGCGUUUGUGGUUAAGUGGCUACUACAAAAGACUGGACAUACCCCAUUUUGAAUACCAUGGGUUGUCUACUUUUACAAAUGGUAUGCCACGAUGGGGUUAAUUUUCAUUCCUGGGCUGCUAUACUGUCUCAAAGGCAGCAUAGGCCCAGCAAACAAAUCUGUACAAACAUGGAAAAGGGGAAAGCCCUACAUUUGACCCCUGUAAGUUUGCAAAAACCCAUAAAACCUGUACAUUGGGGACACUAUUGUACUCAGGAGAUGUUGCUGAACACAUAUUGGGGUGUUCUUUGUCAGUAACACAUAACAGGAACUGAGAAUCCAUGCCUAAAGUACAAUGUGGGAGAAAAAUAACACAAAGAAAUGACUACCCAAAAGUUUGACAAAGACUGGAGGUAGAAUUAGUGCAUGGAAAGGGUUAAAAUACCACCAUUUGAAAUACCCUAGGAUGUCUACUUUUCAAUAAUAUAUGGUUUGAUGAGGGUAAAUUACAUUGACCGGCUUCAAAAAUUUCCCAACUAGGACAUAGGUGGAUGAUGACCAGCUUUGAAAAUUCCAAGUUGGAAAACUGGAAUGCGCACCCUCCAACGUGACACACCUGUACAUGGGUGGUAUCACUGUACUCAGGAGAUGUUGCUGAACACAGUUUGGGGUGUUUUUUGGCAGUAACCCUUAAAAUUCUUCAUACAUGUAUUCUUAAAUUGCUGUGUUUCAAAAAAAUCACCAAUGAUUAUUAUUUAUUUUUUAUUUGGCAUAGAUUGGUGGUAAAAUGGUUGCAUGAAAAGAGUCAAAAUACCCCAAGUUUAAUACCUUAGGUUGUCUUCUUUUAAAAAAUAUACACAUGUGAAGGGUUAUUCAGGGAUUCCUGACAGAUAUCAGUGUUGCAAUGUAACUUGCAUUAAUUGAAAAAAAAUGGUUUGGAAAUAGCAAAGUGCUACUUGUACUUAUAGCCCUAUAACUUUCCCAAAAAACAUUGGGCAUUUCUAAACUCAGGACAAAAUUUAGAAACUAUUUAGCACCGUUGGUUUUUGGCGGUUGUAGAUGCAAACAGAUUUUGUGGGUCAAAGUUACAAAAAGUGUGUUUUUUUUUUUACAUAUUUUCAUCAUAUUUUAUAGUAAAUUAUAUGAUAUAAUGAAAAUAAUGGUAUCUUUAGAAAGACCAUUUAAUGGCGAGAGAAACAGUAUAUAUUAUGUGUGGGUGCAGUAAAUGAGUAAGAGGAAAAUUACAGCUAAACACAAACACCGCAGAAAUGUAAAAAGAGCACUUGUCCUUAACGGUAAGAAAAUUGAAAACCAGUCUGGUCUGGUCACGAAGGGGUUAAAUACUGUUAGUAAAGUUUCCAAGUGAUUUAUCUAGAGACGUCACCAUUAAAGUCUAUGGGAACAAAUCAAGGUCAGUGUUCAUCUACCUGUGAUACAAAAUUACUUUUCACAAAGUUGUAAUUCUGUUUCACCCUUAGGAGAAGAUCAAUUCUUCCUAUUCACCUUCCAACAUUCAUAUCAUUGGGCACAGUCUCGGAGCCCAUGCAGCGGGUGAGGCUGGCAAACGAUACCCUGGCAUUUGGAAAAUUACAGGUAAUACUCUAUACUUGUUGAAAUGAGAUAAGAAAGAAGAAUUAAUAAGAUUUCCAAAUAAUUCAAUACUGUUAGAAAACUUUCCAAUUAUAUAUAUAUCUACAAGUAUUGAAUCAUUUGGAAAGUUUAUUACAUCGAGGACUAUGUAUCUACACCUAUGAUACAAACUUACUUUUCACAUACUAAAGUUUAUAGUAAUUAUAGUCAUUUUUUUAAAGUUUUCUAACAGUAUAGAAUCAUUUGAAAAGCUUAUUUAAGUAAGGUCUAUGUUACUGGCAGAUUAAAAUAAAUUAUGUAAAUAAUUGUCUUUGAAUAUUUAAAAAGUAUCAUAGGAUGGAAACUGUGCUAAUUGACUGAAAUCCCCCUUUGUCAGGUCUAGAUCCAGCUCAUCCCUACUUUGAAGACACCCCAGAUGAGGUUAGGCUUGAUAGGACUGAUGCUGUUUUUGUAGAAGUGAUACAUACUGACACAGCCUCACCGUUGGGUAAUAUCAACAUAUUCUACAUAAAUUAAUCUCAUAUCAUGUCCUACUGAUCUCAACUUCUAAAUGCUCCUAAAAUUCUGCAUGAUGUUCUUUAGGAGUGGGCAUCAGAAAGCCAAUUGGCCACCAUGACAUUUAUCCUAAUGGAGGCAAACACAUGCCAGGGUGUCCAAGCAAGAUUUCAGCCAUCGGCAAUUUCAAUGGUAACAUAUUAUUAAUUUCAGAAUUUAUUUAUAUUCAUGUUACAGUUAAUAUACGCUGCGCUAAUAAACUCUAUGUUUGUUAUACAAAAAUGGAAAUUAUUCUCCUAUAGAUUUAAUUUGUGUGAAAAUGAGGGCAAAUUUAAAGUGAAAUAAUUUUGUUGUUUUGUUUGUAACGGCAGCAAUAGUUGACAUACUGGCAUGUAACCACUUCAGAGCUUUCUACUAUUACACAGCGAGUAUCAGACAACCCGAUGGCUUUCUGGCCUAUCCUUGUGACACCUAUGAUUCAUUCAAAGCAGUGAGUGGUUCUCUUAACGUUUUACAUUUGGUUUUAAAUUUACUAUAAAGUGUUUUUUUUAAGUUAAUAAACUCUACAGACUUAUUGCUACCUCUCUUCUAUUGCUACGGACUAUGCUAAGCCAGUAAUAAUAAGGUAAUAGUUUGAAUGUUGACCUAUUACUAGACUUGUCCACAAUGAAAACAUUUGAUUUAUUUAAAUUGACUACUUAUCCAUGAAAAGCUUUGUGUUUCAGGGGUUAGAGGUUCGUCUAUGAAGUAUGUUGGUUUGGACAAUUUUCAUUCAUAAAAGCAAGAGGAUAUUCAGCACUUGUCCAGUACUGGUACAGUCCAAAGACAAACUAGAAAUCCGGGGUCUCUCUUGUCCCGUAAAGAAGCAGAUAAAAUAAACAGAGAGGUGCAGCGCUCCAAGGACAUUCCAGGUGCUGCACCUCACUCUUUGGUUUUAUCUGCUUCUAUUCAUUUUCAUUCAUGCUUUCAUUCUGGGAAAAACUUUCCAGACAGACCAAAAUGACACAAAAAUGCAAAUGCAAAAUAAAUAUUAUGUAUACAAUUUGCAGAACACUCAUAGGCAGAGAUUCCCAACAUUUGGAUCAACUGCAAAAAUUUAACCAAUAGAGAAAAGCAAGAGGAAACGUAUAAAAAAGUUCUAUUUAUAUAUUUAUGUAUUUAUGUAUUGUAUAUUUAUUAAACAUAUAUAUUUUGUAACUGGUCCUUAUUUUUUACCUCCUCUGCUCCCUUCUCACGUGAUCUGUGAACAGAAUCGACAUUUAGUGACUCUCCCCUAACAGCCAAUCAUUUCAUUUUUGGUGCCACAGUUGGAACUCUGAAUCAAAAAACAAACAAACAGCUUGUUCAUUCCUAGUUUCUUUCAUGAGUCGGUCAUAUCGAGAUUUCGAGUUACAGAAUUCGGACAUCCUCAAUCACCCAAAAUUCUGACGAAUUGUGAUUCUUUAGAAACCAAAUGUCUACGUGUUACUAUUCCUGGUUACAAAUAAUCAAUCACCGUUCACAAACGGAAUCCUUAGUUUCUUAGCUCUAACUAUAAAUCACUCCCUGGGAGGAUCACAAGUCCCAAUCUAUUCAUUGAGGUUUUUACAGCAGUUGAGUAACGUCUGGUAGGAAUUUCAUCUAGAUGUAUACACAACGUAUUGUACACAUACACCGCUUUCCCUGAUGUGUAGAUAUUUAGAAUCCCAUCACGUCUUCCACGGUUUAACAACACAGAAACGAACCAGUCUGAAUCUUUGAGAUCUGCGUUACGUAAUUAUGUCAGAAAACUUUAAAAAACAAAUAGAUUAAAAUUAUGCUUUAGGAACAUUGCUUCUUCAAUGUAAAAACUACCGAGUCCCAUAUACAUAAAGUGUGCUAGUUAUUACAAAUAUAUUUAAUAACAGCAUGUAACCUAUUGUUCGUUUGUCUUCCUAUCAGGGUUCUUGUUUCCCAUGCCCACAAUCUGGAUGCCCUUUAAUGGGGUAUUUUUCGAAAUCAUCACAUGGCAUCUCAAGCAGCCAAAGGUUUUAUUUAAACACUGGAUCAGAUCUGUCCAAUCUUCCAAGUAAGUUAUGAUAACAUAUAGAUGGAUGUGCAGUCUGUUCCCAAACCUUCUAUAACACAGCUUUAUCUCAGCUACAACCUAUGGAAAGGGAACAUUAGUGUGCUCACAUGACAGAAGUGUACUUCAUGUCUGUCUACAUGAUGGCAAUUUUCAGAGGGAUGAGGAGGAAUUCACAUACUAAUGGUGAUAUGAAAUAGUAUAAGCAUUUUCGGUUCACUAUUUUCUAAAAUGUUGAAUAAUAUGGAAACAUAUUUGGAAAUACUGUAUUUUGUGCAAAUGUUGGCCACAUUCUGAUCCCAUCUAUACUUCCAAAACUACAGAUAGCUUUUCUCCUGGCAGCAGAUGCAGAGGAUCAGUGUAAAAUAACAAUACAUAGAUACAAUCAGGCUACAGUCAUAGCUCCAGGUACCCAAGGGCAUUAUUAACAUUAACCCCAAUUAUAGUCUACAGAAUUAUUAAUAUUUUGUAUCAUGUGUUAUACUCUCUGCUCUGUUACAAUUGUUCUGUAUUGUGUAGGUUGGAGAUAUAAACUUUCUGUUACCUUGCGUGGAACAAAUGGCAUCCAAGGGAAAAUCCACAUUGCCAUCUUUGCCACAGAGGGCACUGUAGAGGAAUAUGAAGCUUUGAUGUAAGUUACACUUUUACAAUCACAUAAUUCACGGCUUUUCACAAACAAUCACCUAUAAAGAUAUCUACGUAUGCAUUCAUCAUGGUGACCAUAGGAAGCAAUAUGAAUGUAGCCUCAUCCACCAGUGGAAUACACAUAAUCCUCUCUGGAGGUAUUAAGUCCUCAGAGGUACAAUGGGGUAACUAAAUGGAAACCAGGGGUGGGCUGGCAAGAGCUGCAGUGUGGUUAAUCCCCCCCAGGGGACUUGUGGGCUGUAGUCUCAUACCAUUCUUCUGUGCAUUAAAAUAACAUAAUACUGAUUGAGAUAUCUGUUAGCAGAGGUUCAAUGUUGUCCAGGCCUAGACUGGCCGACUAAGAUAAUUAAUGGUGGACCACAGUAAUAUACACCAGUUGUUCUAGGUGGCAAUGGAGUAACGGGAUCCAAUUUAUAUCUCUUAGACAUCUUUCCUGGAAAUAAGACCGGGUCGUAUAUAUAAAUUCUUCCCCCUGAAAAACUCACUAGGGCUUAUUUUUGAGGGAUGACUAAUUUCAGGGAAAGCAAGCAUGUGCUGGAUACUUCCCGAACACAGAUUAGCAUACUUUCGAAUGGAAUCCCAAGAAUCUAUGUUCGGGGAAAAUUCCCCGAACAUAAAUUAGUGAACUAGUGACUAGGACUUAUUUUCAGGGUAGGGCCUAUAUUAUGAGCAUCCUUGAAAAAUAAGCUAGAGCUUAUUUUCAGGGGAUGUCUUACAAGCACAGUAGAUAUGUACACGGUAUAGGAAAUUGGUAUAUUCAGAUUGAUUAAUCUGGAAACCAAAUGGGGCAAAAAUGCAUUUCUCAGCGUACUACAAAAUAUAUACACAAUAUAAAUAAUAUAAGUGCACUGAUAACAUUUUCCUCCAUUUGAUUCACAGUUCAUUCCUUGAUCAAUUUGUUUUGUAAUUCAGAUGAUUUGCUGAUCGCCCAAAAUUUAGACGGAUUGUGAUUUCUUUUAAACGGAAAGCACAAUUCUACUGAAUUACUUAGUCACAACUUGCACCUCCAGUCGUUUCAAUCUAUCAAACCUACACAUUGCAUGAUCUGCACAAUCACAUCCACAUUGAGAUCUUUGAGCUUUGCGUGCAGAAAAGAUCAUUAUUUCUCAUAUUCAUUCACAUUCACAUUCAUUUAUUGGUUUCCCUGAAAUAGUCAGUGGCCAGUCAGAGCAGCUAUCAGCUGGAAUCCAAGAAUCAUUAGCAAAAUCUGUCCCCAUGCAGGUCUCACUGUUUUAGUCCACUAGACCACCAGUAGAAUAUGCUGAGUUCCUGAAUUGUUAUUAUGGAACUGUUACUAGAGAUGUGGAAAUACUAAUCAUGAAACUUUGUUUUUUUGUUUGUAAAUGUCUGCCAGUUCUUAGCACUAAUAAUAACAGCCAUUAUCGGUAAAUAACACAAGGUGGAUCAUCUACAGGUAAACACCGGGUCAGCGUUACUCUGCAUUGACCAAAACAAUGGAUACAAUGAAUUGUCUGUUCAUCGUUGCGUUACUAUUUCUAUUUUAUUGAUAUUAUUUUCUUAUUUCCAGCGAUUACUUUUUACCAGGCAACAUGUACUCCAGCUUCUUCGAUGUUGGAUUUGAAUUAAAAAACAUUACUCACAUUACCUUCAGUUGGUCUCCUUUUAUAUUCAACCUAUUUCAGCAUCAACUGGGAGCAGAAAGAAUCAAUGUUCAGUCUGGAAAAGAUGGAAGAACGUAAGUGAUUCUGAGAUGUUAGCAGCCAACACAGCUUGAAAAAAGCAUGGAUAUUUAAUAUAAAGCACAGCUUCGUAUUGUGUGUUGUCUGGCUUUACAGAAUGGGGCUGGUUUAAUGUAACACACACUCUCCAGCUGCCUGUUGAUCCAUCGUUUAGCAGAGUUUUAUAGGUAGUUGUCUCCUUGGUGCACCUCCAUGCCAAUGCACCCAAUUCCCACAAAUCCAGGAAAGUAGAAUGUAAACUCCCCUCAGCCUCCGUAGCUGUGGGAAACCAGUAUAGACCUGGGCUCAAUUUGAAAUAAUAUAAACAGAAAAACAGCAGAAAGUUGAAAACACCAAGGAAGACCUUAUACAAUUUGUUUAAAAAGUAACUAUUAACUAACUUAAACAAAUUACUCUCUCAAACACAAUAAACGUAGACGAAAAUAUGCAAAGUAAAAAUGUAACAAUGUCAAAUACCCUGUUGUGCAAAUAAACACAGAGCCAAAAAAACACUUCUUUAGCAAACAGAAAACCAAACAGCAAAAAGUUAGAUUAAUCGAACAAUAGCUGAUUUGGAGAAUAUUUCCAUCCCAACCAAUUUGCCAAACUUUAAGAAUUAGUUUUUUAAUUUACCAGCAUAAGAUACUAAGCUUUCUGUCUGGUAAUGACAUCAUACAAAUAGUACAUAAAGUGCUCAUGCAAUAUUUUAAUUUGGAAUAACAGAGAGAGCACCGUGGAACGAUCUGCAUGAAUGUGGGGUAAUAAUAUAGUGAGUUAAUGAUCAUUGCUCUUCCUACAAUGUGUAUUGCUAAUGAUAAUCGAUAAUUCAUUUAACCCUUUUCCUCCAUGUUGCAGUUCUUCAUUCUACACGGAAGGCACAGUGAAGGAACACGUUAUACAGACGCUACAUCCAUGCUGACCCAAUGUAACGCUCUGCAUGCUCCGCCCAUUCAAUAAACAAUCGAUUCAAUGAUGAAUGCUGAUAUCACAGACAUUUCCAUGUGAUCCUGACUAUGAUGCAAAUUCCAUUAUGUGCAGUAUGAUUUUUGAAAGCAUCCCAUAUUUAACUCAAUAAACAUUUCUUUUAUAGCUA